AGAGCGCCACAUCUAAAUGACAGUUGAAUGCAUGGAAUUUACUGACUGAUGGGAAGUUGGAAACGAAUCAAUAAAAUACGCAUCAUUUAGCUAGCUACAACAUUUAUUUAUAUCUGCCAAAAAAAAAGCAACAAUGAUGAACGGAGAGAUUAACGGUUUUCACAACUCCCUUAUCGACGAGGACUGCUUCCUAUUCACCUCGGAGUCAGUAGGAGAAGGACACCCUGAUAAGAUUUGUGACCAGAUCAGUGAUGCUGUGCUUGACGCCCAUCUCAAGCAGGAUCCUGAUGCUAAAGUUGCUUGUGAGACUGUUGCUAAGACUGGGAUGAUCCUGCUGGCAGGUGAGGUGACGUCGCUUGCUACAGUGGACUAUCAGAAGGUGGUUCGCGACACCAUCCGCCACAUUGGAUACGAUGACUCCUCUAAAGGUUUUGACUAUAAGACCUGCAAUGUGCUGGUGGCCCUAGAGCAACAAUCUCCAGACAUUGCCCAGGGUGUUCACAUUGACCGCAAUGAGGAGGAUGUUGGGGCAGGGGACCAGGGCCUGAUGUUUGGCUAUGCCACUGAUGAGACGGAGGAGUGCAUGCCCCUCACCAUUAUGCUUGCCCACAAGCUCAACGCUAAGAUGGCUGAACUGCGUCGCAAUGGCACCCUGCCCUGGCUCCGGCCUGACUCAAAGACCCAGGUGACCGUUCAGUACCGCCAAGACCGUGGCGCCAUGUUGCCGGUGCGUGUCCACACCAUUGUGGUCUCCGUGCAGCAUGAUGAGCACAUCUGCUUGGAUGAGAUGCGUGACGCUCUCAAGGAGAAGAUUGUCAAGGCUGUGGUGCCCUGCAUUUACCUGGAUGAUGACACCAUUUACCACAUGCAGCCCAGCGGGCGCUUUGUCAUCGGAGGCCCACAGGGUGACGCUGGCCUGACAGGCCGUAAGAUCAUUGUUGAUACUUAUGGAGGCUGGGGUGCCCAUGGUGGAGGAGCCUUCUCAGGGAAGGACUACACUAAGGUGGACCGCUCUGCUGCCUAUGCUGCCCGCUGGGUGGCCAAGUCUCUGGUGAAGGCUGAGCUGUGCAAGCGGGUCCUUGUCCAGGUUGCCUAUGCCAUCGGAGUAGCCCAUCCCCUCUCAAUCUCCAUAUUCCACUACGGCACAUCUCAGAAGAGUGAGCGGGAGCUACUGGACAUCGUCAAGAGAAACUUUGACCUUCGUCCUGGUGUCAUUGUCAGGGAGCUGGAGCUGAAGAAGCCUAUGUAUCAGAGGACCGCUGCCUACGGCCACUUUGGCCGGGACUCCUUCCCAUGGGAGAUGCCCAAAAAGCUAAAAUACUAAACUUGUGAAGCCUUUUCCCCCCAGGCCUGUUGGUGUAUACUACAGAGAAGCUUACACGGUCUUGGGGGUGAAAGGCCCUUAACUCUCUUCCCUGUUAAUGGGGUAUUAGAACCCUACCCCCUUUCUACUUCCUCUCUCCAGUCAUCUGUACUGUAUUUUUGCUGUUAGUAGUCAAUGUAAUACUACCAACAUUCUCAAAAUAUUUCAGGAAAGUAAUGUUCAGAGGAUAAUAUGUUAGCUAGCUAAUCUCUUCCACCAGCCGUCUCGCUCUGACUCAUCUGGUUUCACAGCGCAUCAGAAAGGGACUUGAAUGGAGGCUAUGGCAGAUGCAGACAACUUCUGAUUCUAAUUUGCUGAUCUGUCCACCUAGAACACAACACUUAGAACCUCUUUCCCCCCUACAUUGUGGACUUAAGUGUGAACAGUAAAAGUUAAAAAAUAUAUAUUUAAAAAAUAACAAUUAAGUUAGGAAAAUCUGAAAGUACGUAUUAGGGUUUUACGACUACAAUAUUGAAUAUGAUUGACGGCUGUCGUUGAUGGUGAUAUUGUGACGUGACCGUGGACUAGCCUAUUUCAACUUGACUGGCAUCACGCUGUAAAGAGCUGGCCAGGCACGGACAUGCCAAGUGGCCUAUUCCUUUGCUCUAGCCUGCAUAACCUAUUUCAAUAAAUGUAAUAAGCAACUUACUGAAUGCAAGAGCAUCAUUUAGACGGGGCUAAGAUUUUCUUGCUUGGCUACCCAAACUCCUUGCUCAGGCCAAACACUACGCCACAGACGUAGUUUCUUCCCCGCACGGAGUUUGGAUACCUCACCGAUUUCUAGAACGCAUUCUAACGGGAAGGUAGCUGGAUUAAAUCCCUGCGCUGGCAAGGUAAAAAUCUGUUCUGCCCCUGAGCAAGGCAGUUAACACACUGUUCCCCGGGCACGACAACUUGGAUGUCGAUUAAGCCCCGCACCUCUCUGAUUUUGGUUAAAUGCGGAGGAAUCUUCAGUUAUAAAACUGACUAGGUAUCCCCCUUUCCUUUAAUUGGUCCCAGAAGCCAGAACACCUGGGUAACAAAUUUAAUUUUGAUAUUCUGAGUUGGUUAGGGAUGAUCUCAUCACUGACUUUGUUUUGUACAACACCCCUAUUUUUAAUUUUAUUUUUAGGAAUUUUACCCCCUUUUUCUCCCCAAUUUUGUGUUAUCCAAUUGUUAGUAGUUAAUAUCUUGUCUCAUCGCUACAACUCUCAUACGGGCUCGGAGAGACAAAGGUUGAGAGCCAUGCGUUCUCCGAAACACAACCCAACCAAGCCGUACUGCUUAACACAGCGCGCAUCCAACCCGGAAGCCAGACGCACCAAUGUGUCGGAGGGAACACUGCACCUGGCGACCUGGUCAGCGUGCACUGCGCCCUGCCUGCCACAGGAGUCGCUAAUGCGAGAUGAGACAAGGACAUCCCUGCCAAACCGUCCCUAACCCGGACGACGCUAGGCCAAUUGUGCAUCGCCCCAUGGACCUCCCGGUCGCAGCCGGCUGCGACAGAGCCUGGGCUCGGACCCAGAGUCUCUGAUGGCACAGCUAGCAGUGCCUUAGACCACUGCGCCACCCGGGAGGCCUCAACACUCUAUUUUGAGGUCACCAAAAACCUAACGUUAAUUUGAUAUUUUCUCUACAUUUCAUAUGAAUUCAGUUUUUAUGCGAGCUGGUUUUCUCCCGCUACUACUUCAAUGAAUUUAUUUAACGGUGCUCAAGGCUCUCAACGUUGAGUUUUUUUUUUUUGAAUGACCUAAACAUGAUUGGUGUAAGGUAAUGGGUAGAACAAACGAUAGUAAAAUUAAAUCUGUAAUUUUGAACAUGCCUUAGUUGCGAAGCUUGCCUUUGCAGGCCAUUUGAAUUAGUAUGCUUAUCAAAAGCAUUAAGACAAGUUAGUUAUGAAGCGUAUUUCUCAUAGGCUAUUCUAAUAGUGUUUUAAAAUUGCAGCUUUCAAAUGGGAACAAUUGUUAAAGUCAGUCUAUAGAUUCUCUAUCCACCUUGGGACGACAGGUAGCCUAGUGGUUAGAGCUUUAGGCCUGUAACCGAAUGUUGCUAGAUUGAAUCCCAGAGCUGACCAGGUAAAAAAUCUCAUUCUGCCCCUGAACAAGGCAGUUAACCCACUAUUCCUAGGCUGUAAUUGUAAAUAAGAAUUUGUUCAUAACUGACUUGCCUAGUUAAAUAAAUAAAAAUAUCACAGCUUUAUUUUGAUCUAAUACAGCUGUAGCAGUCUCGCUCCCUUUACUGCCUCGAUUUCUAAGCUACACCCCAUUCAAGUCCCACUUUGUUGUACAGUGUUACUAGGCUCUUUAUGCGGUUAGCCAAGUCUUCCUCUUCCAUUGGUCUUUCACACUACAACGCCUAGCCCCUGCCCAGCAUGACUGAGGAACUGUAAAUUCUGUAGUUUGGUUAUUCGGGCUUAGCUGUCCUUAUACUUAACUUUAGAAUAUUUUGCUUCUGUUAAGUCUGACUUACCAAGGCUACAUGUUGCAAUCAUAUUAAUUUACUGGUGCUACUGAAUGAAGGCCCCCUGCCCCUUAAUCGUUUCUCUUUGGUUGACACUACUUUCUGGUUUUGUCACCCACCCCAAAUCCUUUUUGAAGCUUUAUUUCACUCCCCUUUUCAUUUGUUGAGGAUGCAAGAAUGGAACAGUUAAGGGUCAGUAGUUGUUGCUAUUUUCAAAGAAAUGCUAUGCGUUGCAGGCUGAGAACCGAGACAAUCUUGAUUUAUUUUCAAGUAACUUUCUUGAAUAAUACGCAGUAAAAUCUGGGAUGCCCCUGCAGAUGUCUGUGCUGUUCUGAUGUAAUACAGAAAAGUCAGAAGCUGCUAUGUCACUGCUAUGGCCUGUAGGGGUGUUGCUUAUACUUGAUUGUUUAAAACAUGUUGUCAUUGGCAUGUCAUGUUAAACUCCUUCAAAAGGUAGUUUAAUUUCAUUUCAUUGCAAUCCUUUGGUAUUGAUGGCAGGUGUAGCUACAGAGAAACCACCAUCUUUAUCCUGAAGGAAGGCUGUCUUUGCCACAAUGAAGAGCUCUUAAUACUGGCACAUGUUUUUUAAAAAUAUUUAUUUGUUCUCUGAAUCUUGGUGUGGAUACAGAGAAGCCAAUGAUUCAGAAGGCAGCUUAAACCCCAGAGGGUUUUUAUUUUUUAUCUCGCAUUGACUUUACUGAAUGCUGUAACAUUUUCAAUGGUUCCAAAGUGUCCUACAGAAAAGCUUUGGUCUGCCUCCACGGAACUGUCACUGGCUGAUGUGAUGAGUAUUUUGGACUGCGGUUGUAUGGGGUGAGAUUGUAUUGACUACAUGUGUGGUCAAUACAAUGAGGCCAUUCUUAGCCCCCCGUUAUCCUUGCAUAAAGAGAUGGCAACGUUUGGCUGGUGUGGUACAGAGAAACCAGCCUCAUUUACAAGCUGUCACUUGUUUGUAUGGAUAGGGUUUCCCUCUGUGCUUUUAAAUAUUUUGACACGGGCUAGUCUUCUGGCUACUGAGUGUAAGAGUGCCUCCCCCCUUGUACUUUCUCCCCUCCUGCUCUUCAUCAACAGGUCCGACAUCCUGAGGAACAGGUAUCUUGUCUCAAUGCUUCUGUCUUCAGAGGUUAGAUACUGAUUUCUCAUGUCAAAGAUCUGCAAUAAAUGUCUGCUUUCUUUCAUGAA
Molecule: messenger RNA, 4984 nt
Organism: Oncorhynchus nerka (sockeye salmon)
Lineage: Eukaryota; Metazoa; Chordata; Actinopteri; Salmoniformes; Salmonidae
Product: S-adenosylmethionine synthase-like
Exons: 8
Coding region: 134-1324 (396 amino acids)
Biological process (GO): S-adenosylmethionine biosynthetic process
Cellular component (GO): methionine adenosyltransferase complex; cytosol
Molecular function (GO): methionine adenosyltransferase activity; ATP binding
Source: RefSeq, a predicted model, not a curated record